This is a messenger RNA of Nymphaea colorata (pocket water lily), 2742 nucleotides long. RefSeq names its product cysteine-rich receptor-like protein kinase 10. Gene Ontology annotation, molecular function: ATP binding; protein kinase activity. The coding region runs from base 554 to 2476 and encodes 640 amino acids. Gene Ontology annotation, biological process: protein phosphorylation. The record is from RefSeq and is a predicted model, not a curated record. NCBI's taxonomy places the organism in Eukaryota, Viridiplantae, Streptophyta, Magnoliopsida, Nymphaeales, Nymphaeaceae. The transcript is spliced from 9 exons.
GUUGCCGCUUGAUGAAGUAAAUGGAGGCAUUCUCGUGUGUUUUCAAUCUUCAGAUGGCUCUAUGAUCCAGUCCCCACCAUCCGAUCAGCAUCGUUGACUUGAGUGGUGGCGUAACCUUUUUCUUCCUCUUCACGUCACCAGCGAUUCCAGUCUGGCGCUUCUGCAUGAGGUCUACCGAGGGUUCCAGCCUUGAGAUCCGGCAAUCUAUGCUUGGUUACAGAUGUGCCGGCAUCGCCUGUUAUACUAGUCCAGAUCUUCGUAGAUCAUGUGAUUUUAUUGCUCUAUACAUCCAACAGCACAUUGCAGCAGGCAAGAGUUAAGUUUUGCUCUGUGCACACUUGCAAUUAGUGUUGUUAUUCCUUAUCGGUUUCUGCAUUGCAUCGGCGUGCCUCAACCCAUAUAGCGGAAUUUAGGUCAAGGCAGAUUCUGAUGAGCACGCCGGCGUUGACAAUUGACAUCUCCGCACCAAAGAGAUGAAAUGAAAGGCGCCGGCCGCUGUCGUCGUUUCUUCCUUCUUUUCUUUCUCUUUCACCAUUGACGAUCAACCUCACCAAUGGCAACGACGACGCAGUCAAUCCCAUGCCUUUCAUAUCUUUUAAUUCUUCUUCUUGCUGUGCUGCAACAUUCUCCUCCAUUGGUGUACGCGAGCAAUCAAAAUGUUUUGAGCGUUGAAGAUAAGCUGAGAGAGAACUUCUACAUCUACAGUUCGUGCUUCACAAGCGAUGGAUUUUCCGCCACCUACGGGCAAAACUUGGAGCAGCUAUUUCGCUCCCUGGUCGACUCCGUUCCCUCCAGUGGCUUCGAUAACACCUCCAUCGGUGAUGCCCCCAACACAGCCUAUGGGCUUGUGCUCUGCCGCGGCGACGCCCCUGCCGAUAUAUGCCGGAACUGCACAGCUAUCGCCGCCGAGACGGUGAAGGCCAAAUGCCCAAAUAGCAGGUCCGCCAUGAUAUGGCACUCGUCCUGCUUACUUCGUUACUCCGAUACGCGAUUCUUCGGAACCAUUGGUGGGAGCGAGAAGGUGGGGUUAUCAUACCCCAAGAACACGACCUCUGCCGAUCGACAGGCCGGCCGAGACUUUGUGGACGCAUUAGCGAGAGACGCCGCCAGUAACCCAAAGAUGUACGCUACAAGGAUACAGCCGCAGGGCAACUAUACCAGCUACGGAAUGGCGCAGUGCACCAGAGACCUUACCCCGGUGGAUUGCAUGGUGUGCCUCCAGAAUGCUGCCAAAGAAAUUGAGCAGAAUCAGUCAUUAGGCCAAGAGUUUCGGUUUCUUUCCAUGAGCUGCCUCAUCGGCUAUGACACGAGGAUUUUCUUUCUAACCUCGCCGGAGCCGGCCUGGUCAUCGCCACCACCGCUGCUGGCUCCGUCAUCGCCAUCAGCAGGACAUAAAAGUGACAACCAGAGGAAAACCGCUAUUGCAAUUGGCUCUGCAGUGGGGAUAUUGUUACUGCUAGCAAUAGGGAUUAUCGUGAUUCUUUUCCGCAGCAAAAAGAGGGAAAAACUUAAUGAGGAGUUAAGAAGAUAUAGGAGUGAGAUGGCUUCAUUGGGUAGUCUCACUGAGGAUGGAAGAAACUAUGAGCUACCUCAGUACAGCCUAAAAGCAGUGCAGGAAGCCACCAACAAUUUCUCGGUGGAGAAUAAGCUCGGAAGAGGAGGAUUUGGCCCCGUUUAUAAGGGUCAACUCAAUGGUCGGCUUGUUGCAGUCAAGAGACUUUCCGAAAGUUCUGGACAAGGCUUGAAGGAGUUUAUGAAUGAAGUUAUAUUGAUAGCUAAGCUUCAACACAAGAACUUGGUCCGUUUGUUGGGUUGCUGUGCUGAGCGGGGAGAAAAGAUGCUUAUCUAUGAAUUCAUGCCUAAUGGCAGCCUUGACACAUUUUUUUAUGACCCACAGAAGCGUAAAUCACUGGACUGGGUGAAGCGAUUCAAUAUAAUCGUGGGAAGUGCAAGGGGGAUUCUGUACCUUCAUCAGGAUUCCCGGCUCAACAUCAUUCAUCGGGAUCUUAAAGCAGGCAAUGUUUUAUUGGAUGAGCAGAUGACAGCAAAGAUUUCUGACUUUGGAAUGGCCAGAAUCUUUAGUGGAGAUAACGACCCAAAAGCCACCAAUAUCAUUGUUGGAACUCAUGGAUACAUGGCACCGGAGUAUGCCAUAGAUGGGCAAUUCUCCAUCAAAUCUGAUGUCUAUAGCUUUGGCGUACUGCUCUUAGAAAUUGUCAGUGGUCUGACAUAUAGUGGAUUUCACCUCUCUCAAAUGGGUUGUAGCCUGAUUGGAUAUGAGGACCCUACAAGCAGACCUACGAUGUCGGCCACUGUAAACAUGCUUGAAAGUGAUUCGCCAAUUCUUCCAACUCCACAACAACCUCCCCUGGUUUUUAGCAAUUCAGGCAAUUCAGUGACCAGCAAAAAUGAUUCCUCGAGCAGUGGCAGCACAAAUUUUGAAAGUUUAUCGAGGUUGAAGCACUCCUUUAGAUGAGCAUGGCAUAGCAUGUUUAUUUGCAUGAACAGAUCUAAUGAUAUGCUAAAUGACAUUGCCAAUAUGAUCUAAUUUCUUCGGUAUUUGUCAUCCAACUUCGUUCCAAUUUUAUCGGACGUCAAGGAAGAAGAACUACGAAGAACAUUCAGCACUAUCAACUAUGUAGAACAACUGUCAUGAUUGGGAAGACUUAUAAUUAAGAUAUCUGCUUAUGCAUUUGGCCCAACAACUUGCUUUGGGAAGAUUAGGAUUGCAUGGUUAUGUGA